CCAGUAUGCAGUAUGCAGUUCUACAUCCACUGAUAACUCAGCAGCUGAGGAACUCAGUAAAACCUGCCCCAAACUUCUCAGCUGUUGACAGGCUUGACUUGCUGAGAACACUGGUUAAAUAUAGAACAAGUGAGCUGAGCUCAACAAAGUCAUUGCUGUAACCGUGUGUGAAGAGAGCAGAAGAGGGGAAAUACAAUCUCAGAACUAAACUGCCAAAGCCUAACACCACCUAGCAACAGUUGAAAAAAAAUUUAAACAAAAGUCUGGGUGAGAGACAGACAGAGCAUACCUCCUAUUUCUCCUGACUGGGAUUUCGGUGAGAAACAACUACGCUCCUCUUCUGCUCUUUAUACUAUUUUCUGCACUACUUCAGCUGCUGAUAGACCUAGAAGAGUGGAAAAAGCUUAUCUCUGUGGGUGCUUCUGGGCUGGAUAUUUUUCCAGGACUUAUAUUUGCCUGGUCAGAGUGGAGCAAGCUGCUGUGAUCUAACAAGAACAAACUGACAUUGUAGGAUAUAUUUCUAGGUUCUCACUGCUGUCAGGUGGGGAUGAGAUCGCGAAACCAAGGUGGAGAAAGCUCUCCUAAUGGGCAUUUCUCCAGUUCUAAGCCAAUUACCAGGAAGGCAGAGAAUGAAAACCUUCAGGAAGAUGCCAAGAAAAAGAACAAAUCCCAUCGAAAGGAAGAGGAGGUCAUGGUCUCGGGGACUGUAAAACGACACUUGACAUCACCAGCACCCAGUGAACGAAAGAACAAGAAAUCCAUAGAGCUUUCUAAAGAGGACUUAAUCCGGCUCCUCAGUAUAAUGGAAGGAGAGCUGCAGGCUAGAGAAGAUGUGAUCCACAUGCUGAAGACAGAGAAAACCAAACCUGAAGCGUUAGAGGCCCACUAUGGAUCUGCAGCUCCAGAGAACGUGCUGCGAGUGUUGCAUAGGGAUGCCAUCCUUGCCCAAGAAAAAUCUGUAGGUGAAGAUGUCUAUGAGAAACCCAUUUCAGAGCUGGACAGACUGGAAGAAAAGCAGAAAGAGACGUAUCGACGCAUGUUGGAACAGCUCCUCUUGGCAGAGAAGUGCCAUCGGCGCACAGUUUAUGAGCUGGAAAAUGAGAAGCAUAAACAUACGGAUUACAUGAACAAGAGCGAUGACUUUACCAACCUCUUGGAGCAGGAGCGUGAAAGAUUAAAGAAGCUUCUUGAACAGGAAAAAAUCUAUCAAGCCCGCAAGGAGAAAGAACACACAAAGAGACUCAAUAAAUUGAGAGACGAACUGGUCAAACUCAAGUCAUUUGCACUCAUGCUGGUGGAUGAGAGACAAAUGCAUAUUGAACAACUUGGUCAGCAAAGUCAAAAAAUAGAAGAUCUUGCUCAGAAAUUAAAGGAAGAAGAAGAAAAGCUUAAAGUUAUUAGUUCAAAAACAAAAGAAGAUGGACAAAAAUUGAUGAAGUUAGAAACAGAACUUGAACACAAGACGUUAUCAUUUUCUCAAGAGCAUGAGGAAAUGACCACUAAACUGGUUAAUCAAGAGUCACAUAACAGACAGCUGAGACUUAAGCUGGUUGGUUUGACUCGUAGAAUUGAGGAACUAGAAGAAACUAACAAAAAUCUUCACAAGGCUGAGGAAGAACUUCAGGAAUUAAGGGAUAAAAUAGCAAAAGGGGAAUGUGGAAACUCUAGCUUGAUGGCUGAAGUGGAAAACCUACGCAAGCGUGUACUUGAAAUGGAAGGCAAAGAUGAGGAGAUCACAAAAACUGAAUCCCAGUGUAGAGAGUUGAAAAAGAAACUACAAGAGGAAGAACAUCAUAGCAAAGAGCUGAAACUUGAAGUGGAAAAGUUGCAGAAGAGAAUGUCAGAACUGGAGAAGCUAGAAGAGGCUUUUAGUAAAAGUAAGUCUGAAUGUACCCAGCUGCACUUAAAUCUGGAGAAAGAAAAACAUUUAACCAAAGACUUAAUAAGUGAGUUGGACGUGGUGAAGACUCGAGUGAAAGAUCUUGAAUCUUCAGAAAGUAGAUUGGAAAAAGCUGAACUAAGCUUAAAAGAGGACCUUACAAAGCUAAAGUCAUUUACUGUCAUGCUGGUGGAUGAAAGAAAAAAUAUGAUGGAAAAAAUAAAGCAGGAAGAAAGAAAAGUUGAAGGUCUGAACAAAAAUGUUAAGUUGGAACAAAGUAAAGUUAUGGAUGUGACUGAGAAAUUAAUAGAUGAAAGUAAGAAGCUUUUGAAACUAAAAACUGAAAUGGAGGAAAAAGUGUCCAGUUUGACAAAGGAAAGAGAUGAGUUAAUUGGGAAACUGAAAAGCGAAGAAGAAAAAUCCUCUGAACUGAGCUGUAGAGUUGAUCUGUUAAAGAAAAGAAUUGAAAGUAUAGAGGAAGUAGAAAGAGAAAUAGCAAGAGGUCGAGCCAGAAAAGGACCAGAACUUGCUUAUCAGGAGGACAACAAGAUUAAAGAACUAACCAUUGAAAUUGAAAGACUGAAAAAACGUCUCAAACAAUUGGAAGUGGUUGAAGGAGACUUGAUGAAGACAGAGGAUGAAUAUGAUCAGCUGGAGCAGAAAUUUAGGACAGAGCAGGACAAAGCUAACUUCCUUUCUCAGCAACUGGAGGAAAUGAAACUCCAGAUUGCCAAAACCAAAGCAAUAGAGAAGGGUGAAGUGGUGAGUCAGGAAGCCGAGUUGAGGCACAGGUUUCGGCUAGAAGAGGCUAAAAGCAGAGAUUUGAAAGCAGAAGUGCAAGCACUUAAGGAAAAAAUUCAUGAGCUGAUGAACAAAGAAGAUCAGCUUUCCCAGCUCCAAGUUGAUUAUUCUGUUCUGCAGCAAAGAUUUAUGGAGGAAGAAAAUAAAAACAAAAAUAUGGGGCAGGAAGUCCUGAACUUAACAAAAGAGUUAGAGCUUUCUAAGCGUUACAGCCGUGUCCUCAGACCCAGCAUGAAUGGUAGAAGAAUGGUAGAUGUUCCUGUGACAUCCACAGGGGUGCAGACUGAUGCUGUAAGUAAUGAAACAGCAGAAGAAGAAACGCCAGCCGUGUUUAUAAGGAAAUCCUUCCAAGAAGAAAAUCACAUCAUGAGUAAUCUGCGACAGGUAGGGCUGAAAAAACCCAUGGAGCGCUCGUCUGUGCUUGACAGGUAUCCCCCAGCAGCAAAUGAGCUUGCAAUGAGGAAAUCUUGGAUACCAUGGAUGAGAAAAAGAGAUAAUGUGCCCCAGGCAGCUUACGAUAAAGGAGCCCGAAUACAUGGUAGCCCAGGACAUCCUGGAGAGGUGGUCCUUUCCCCAAAGCAGGGGCAACCUCUUCAUAUUCGGGUGACUCCCGAUCAUGAGAAUAGCACAGCUACUCUGGAAAUAACUAGCCCAACAUCUGAGGAAUUUUUUUCAAGCACCACUGUCAUUCCGACCUUGGGAAAUCAGAAGCCUCGAAUUACCAUCAUUCCCUCUCCAAAUGUGUCACAAAAAGGAAAAGGUUCUGAGAGCUCAGUGGGCCCAGAGCGAGCUAUGUCACCUGUUACUAUCACCACAUUCUCCAGAGAAAAGCCCUCAGAUGGAGGGAGAGCUCCUUUCAUGGAAAGACCCACGUCCCCAAUUCAGAUUAUGACAGUAUCUACAUCUGCAGCACCAGCAGAAAUCUCUGUCUCCCCAGAAUUACAGGAUAUGACCAUGGGAAGGGCUGUUUUCAAAGUAACACCAGAAAAACAAACGGUCCCAACACCAAUCCGGAAGUACAAUGCCAAUGCCAACAUUAUAACAACAGAGGACAACAAAAUUCAUAUUCAUCUAGGUUCUCAGUUUAAACGCUCCCCUGGUGGUGCUUCUGAGGGAACUAGUCCUGUGAUAACAGUCAGACCAAUGAAUGUAGCAGCAGAAAAGGAGGUUAUGACUGGUACAGUCCUUCGUUCCCCGAGGAACCAUUUCUCCUCCAGGCCUGGAGCAAGCAAAGUAACAAGUACUAUAACUAUAACUCCAGUUACAACAUCAUCCACACGAGGAACACAAUCAGUGACAGGACAGGAUGGGUCAUCACAGAGACCUACACCCACCCGUAUUCCUGUGUCAAAAGGUAUGAAAGCAGGAAAGCCAGUAGUGGCAGCCCCAGGAGCAGGAAAUGUGACAAAAUUCGAGCCUCGUGCCGAGACUCAGUCUAUGAAAAUAGAACUGAAGAAAUCUUCAGCCAACAGCUCUACCUCCCUGGGCGGGGGGAAGGGCUGAGGGCAAUGGCUAAGGGGAGAGUGUCAUCAUUCAUCAGUUACGCAUGAACUCUAGAUGAGAUACAAUACGCAAUGCAUUCUGUAUGUGUGCACUUCCUCUCCACACCAGUUGGAUGGAUCACUGUUGAUGCCCUCUACCACUGUCACCAUGGUCUCCUGUGCUACUGAUCACUUACAGAAGUAUUUUAGAACUUCUUUGGAUUAUUCUGAAUUAUUUGUAGAGUUUUUAAAAGUAAUGGCCUUGUUGAUACUUUGAAAAUAUGUAGAGAAAAACAGUCAAGGUGUCAACUGAAUGUUACUCUUAUUUUGCAAAACAUGAGGCACCUGCUUGAUUUUGUUUGGUGGUGUUUGCUAUAUAAUUUAUUUUUAUAAAACACAUUAAUGUAACUUUCCCCAAACCUUCCAAUUGCUACUGUCCAUUGCACAUUAAUUUGUAGAAUACACUGUCAAAAUUCUCUGUAUUGAUAUUUUUGUAUUAAAGACAGUAAAAAAAAAGUUAAGUUUUAAUCCCAAAAGUGCUUUAAAAAAACACAAAAAAAGUGUGAAACACAUUUUCCUGUCAUUAGACUGAGAGACUAAAUGCUCACGGGACUGCCAUAUAGGGUAUACUGUUAUAGAAUUUUUCUUGCACUGUGCAGAGGUUCAACAUAAAAAUGAGUGCUAACAAACCAAAGCUCUGGACUACUAUCUGAUUUUAAAGAUUCAUUUUAAACAUUGUAAACAAGUUUUCAUGAACCUUGAUGAUGAUUAUUUUACAAUGUGUUUUUACUUCUGCCUGUACUGAAAAAAAUCAAUUUUCAUCACACUGUAACAAAUAAAUUUUCACAAGAAUGCAAAUGUAACCAAGUGUUUGGAUUGUGACACAAGUGCCAUAAGGCUGACAGUAUUGAAGUUCACCUUUUUCGUUUUACUUUAUAGAAAUUGCUACUGCUAAAAAAAAAAAAAAAAGAAAUUGCGUGGUUUUUGUAGUUACCUUCUUUAGGCUGGUAUUUCAUUACAAUAUCACAGUGUAUACUACAUGCAUAAUAAAACUGAUCCAGAGAUUAUCAAAGCUCUGAAGAAAGAUAAUCAUCUGGCAAAAUUAAUGA
Pelodiscus sinensis (Chinese soft-shelled turtle) is the source of this 5270-nucleotide messenger RNA. It is a transcript of the gene FILIP1, whose product is annotated as filamin A interacting protein 1. Gene Ontology annotation, cellular component: actin cytoskeleton. The record is from RefSeq and is a predicted model, not a curated record. Lineage: Eukaryota; Metazoa; Chordata; Testudines; Trionychidae.